Nanorana parkeri is the source of this 1350-nucleotide messenger RNA. It is a transcript of the gene ANKRD53, whose product is annotated as ankyrin repeat domain 53. Gene Ontology annotation, biological process: mitotic metaphase chromosome alignment; positive regulation of microtubule polymerization; regulation of mitotic cytokinesis. Bases 1 to 1350 code for a protein of 449 amino acids. The transcript has 5 exons. The record is from RefSeq and is a predicted model, not a curated record. NCBI's taxonomy places the organism in Eukaryota, Metazoa, Chordata, Amphibia, Anura, Dicroglossidae. Gene Ontology annotation, molecular function: protein binding. Gene Ontology annotation, cellular component: spindle pole.
AUGGCCCCCCAACCCCUCGGCCCCCAGAAGGGCACUCUGGACAAGGCAGAUGUUACCAGUGACCAGCUCACAGCGGCCUCCGUUGGAAACGUGGACUGGCUGCGGCUGUGUAUGCAAGCAGCGGGCUCGCACAUCGAGCAGGAUGGGAAUGGAUUCACAGCUUUACACAUGGCCGCUCUGCACGGUCGGCUCCGGUGUCUGAAGGUUCUGAUUGAGGAUUACAAGAUGGACGUCAACCUACCCAGUCGAUGUGGAUGGAGAGCUCUGCACCUGGUCUUAAGUCAGAAGAACAGGAAAAAGGCAAAAGAAUGUUUACAGUUGUUGUUGAGGUGCGGCGCUGACGUAAACGUAGAGAGCGAGAGCAUGGUGACACCAUUGCACCAGGCAGCCAGAGAAGGCCUGGAGGACUGUUUGGCCAUAUUGGUUGAAAAUGGAGCAGAUGUACAUGCGAAAGACCUACAGGGCAACCGUCCCAUCGAUUUAUGUAAGAUUUGGUGCCACCGUAAUUGUGCCAGGUACCUCCACAAUGCCACGUGGAAAAAAGACAAGGAGGAAUUUGCACGUGAGCUGAAAAAGAUGGAAACAUUGAAAAGAAACAUCCUGGAAAUGGACCGAGAGGCUCUGCUAAAGAUGAUGAAAACCCACGAGACCUGUUUUUGUGUCGGCACAGAGACCAAGAAACCACCAGAAAAAGCAAGGGGUACCUCCAUAAAAACUAAAGUCUCAUCAGAUUCUAAAGUAAGCCAGAUGUCCAGUAAAUUGUUACCUGGUAAGGAGCAGCAUAAGAAAAAGCUUUCAGCCUCUGAGGGUUUAGACAAGGACACAUAUAAGAAAAGGACAAAUACCAUGUCUAGCUAUAGGGAAGAAGGAGGAACCAAGAGACUUGAAGAUGAUGGAGAGCAUUCUAGGGUACAGUCAAUGUGCCAAUGUUGUGAAUGGAAUCCAAGUUCUAAUCCGACAAUGCCUCCAGUCACAGAUAUUUACAGACCUCCCACAUUGCGUCUGGGCAUUGACCCAGAAGAUGUCACCAAACCAGACUUCAGUGACAUAGUCACACUUGACAAAGAUGAGCAUGGUCAGCCACAAAUCAAGACCAUUCAAGGACAAAUCUUCCCCUCCCAGCCUAAUUUGCCAUACGAGACCAUUCAAAGGUGCUUGUUUCCCAAGACCGGUCCUAAGGAAAGGAUCUGCAUGCCAUAUGAGUUUAAGACCAUCCAUGUUUUUGAUGUGCCCAAAAAGCAACAGCCUUUGGAGGGGAGAAAACCAGUUUCAGAAAUCUCAUUCCACUUGAGGCAAAACCUUGAUUCUAGGCUCAGGACAGCCAACAAGUCUACUAAACGCCGACCAUGA